Molecule: messenger RNA, 1935 nt
Organism: Dothidotthia symphoricarpi CBS 119687
Lineage: Eukaryota; Fungi; Ascomycota; Dothideomycetes; Pleosporales; Dothidotthiaceae
Exons: 3
Coding region: 1-1935 (644 amino acids)
Molecular function (GO): S-adenosylmethionine-dependent methyltransferase activity
Source: RefSeq, a predicted model, not a curated record
AUGUUUCCCACCUUCGAAAUCCCCGCUCAGCAUGCAGAGACCGUGGGAGCCCGCAAGCAUAGGAAAGCAAAGGAGGAGGAGAGUGCGAGGCGGAAUUCCUCGUCGACGACACAGUCUUCAGGGAGCUCCAACAGCGUAAGAGGCAGCGAAAGACAGCCCUCGACGUCGUCUUCCGCGUCGUCGGCCAAGCCUGCAGGCAGGAGUGGCUUUGGGUGGUUUUCCAAGAGAGAAAAUAAAGGCGUCCAGGAGAUCUCAGGGCCUACCACGCUCAAGAAGUCUCCCCCUCCGUCUUUGGCUGUUGCAGAGCAGCCAUCAAAUGCUCGCUCGCAGAGUCCACCCGCAACCUUGGCCAGGACGACCUCGCGAGACGUGCCAGCGCCCAACAAGACCACGAGCCAGAAUGUACCGCCAGAAACAAACAGUGUCCACCAGCAACGCUUCCCGCCGCCCUUGAGGUCGCUGCCUUCGCUUCCAUUUCCACUUCCGCCGUCUGGCACACCCCAGCUGCUGUCCCCUAUGGUGUCCCCUGGGUUAUCUCCUGGGCCACCUUCUCUUGGAUCACGAGGAAGGAUCGACGAUCGCACACGCUCACAGCACUCCAACUUUACACAUUCUUCCUACAGCCCCUCGACCUCCACCAGCUAUAGCCCUUCGACCACGUCGUCCGAUCGCACCACUUUCUCCAACAAGAGCGUCUUCUCCAACGCCGGACGCUAUGAUGACGUUAUCUCCGAACAGGGCUCCUGGCAUGACAAGCCCUCCCCGCCUGCGAGAUCCGUCUCGCCCGGCGCUCCAAGGCCGCCGCCAGCUCGACCCAAUGCCAAUGCCCAUGCCGACCCCCGCUAUUCCAGCAAUGUGAUGCUCGAGCCCGUUGAGCGCGAGUCGCGAUCGCGAUCUGGGAGCAGCAUGGCGGAGCGUGGUGCGAAACCCCCACAGGGACCCUUCGCUCGAGCUUUGGCAAAGAUGGAGAGCGCGGGUCCUCGAAUCAUUUCCGCGCGCCUGAACGAAGAGUGGGAAGGCCUCGACGAUGACGACGAGAGCCACCAGGAAAUCGCCUUUGAGAAGCGUCUCUGGGCGUUGACAGCCUACCAGCGCCUGACUCAAAACAAGCAUCUACAGUCCCCUGCACAUGAAAUACUGAGCGGCAGCCGUUUGGCUGACCAAAGGAGGAUACUGCAUCUCCAUGGCUCGUUGGCCGAUGGAUGGAUGCUUGCAACUCGCUACCCUGCGGCGACUGUCUACACUAUGUCUUCGAUGAAAACAUUAAAUCCUCCGACAUCAUACCCCGCCCCGCUAAACCACCACUCCCUCUACGUCCCUUCCAUCUCCUCGACAAUGCCCUUCCCGGAUGGCUACUUUGAUGCAAUAGUCUCGCGCUCUGUAUCAACAUUCCUUCGCAACAACGAGUGGGCCCAGUCCUUCUUCGACUGCAUGCGCGUUCUCAAGCCAGGAGGCCAAAUCGAAAUCCUCUCCGUAGACCCCCACAUGAGCUGCGAAAGGCAAAAGCUAUCCUCCUGGGUCGACGAGCACAUCACCUGCAGACUAGAAGCCCACGGCAUGAGCAUGCAACCCUCAGACACAGUCCUCGACACAAUGGAGAUUGUCGGGCUAGAAAACAUCCGCCGCGCCCGCGUCGCGCUCCCCGCACACACCGGCUCGCCAAAAGCCCUGAGCAACCCUGCCGCUUUCGCAGGAUCACCCCCUUCAUCCUCACCCCAAGAUAUGCUCGAGGCCAGCCGCAUGAUGGCCAACCUAGGCCGCCAUUUCUACCAGGACCUGUACGGCAAGCUGGUGCGCGACUCACACGGCGAGGAGUGGUUCUGGGCGCACAAGGACAUCAAAGAGGAGUGCGAACGGUACCAGACGAAAAUGGUGCUCACAAUCGCGUGUGCACAAAAACCAACGGCUCCAGCACCGGGCGAGAACUACAUUUAG